Molecule: messenger RNA, 324 nt
Organism: Lycium barbarum (goji berry)
Lineage: Eukaryota; Viridiplantae; Streptophyta; Magnoliopsida; Solanales; Solanaceae
Product: ADP,ATP carrier protein, mitochondrial-like
Exons: 2
Coding region: 1-324 (107 amino acids)
Biological process (GO): mitochondrial ADP transmembrane transport; mitochondrial ATP transmembrane transport
Cellular component (GO): mitochondrial inner membrane
Molecular function (GO): ATP:ADP antiporter activity
Source: RefSeq, a predicted model, not a curated record
AUGUACGACUCCUUGAAGCCUGUCCUCUUGACCGGAAACCUGCAGUCUAUAUGGGUGAAUAAACUUUGUAGUAACAAAACUCGAGUGUCUGACCCUUGUAUGCGCUGUAUACAUGAUAGUGUCUUUGCUAGCUUUGGACUUGGUUGGCUCAUCACUAAUGGUACUGGUCUUGCUUCGUACCCAAUUGAUACAGUCAAAAGAAGAAUGAUGAUGACAUCUGGUGAGGUGGUCAAGUACAAGACCUCGCUCGAUGCAUUCUCCCGGAUAGUUAAGAACGAGGGUCCCAAAUCUCUGUUCAAGGGUGCUGGUGCUAACAUCCUCUGA